Molecule: messenger RNA, 1296 nt
Organism: Cyprinus carpio (common carp)
Lineage: Eukaryota; Metazoa; Chordata; Actinopteri; Cypriniformes; Cyprinidae
Source: RefSeq, a predicted model, not a curated record
CUUGAACGAUACAGGAAUUUAAAAUACGGAAUAAAAGCAGCGCAUGAAGAGUCGCACGGGAAUACUGCGGCUUUGUUUUGUUUGGUUUGGAAUUAUUAUCCUUUUGUUUUAUUUUCAUAAUACUUGUACAGAUACCUCAGUGGUCGAUGAAUUAAAGAGCCCGCCUUUGACUGCUUAAUACAAUGAGUUUUUAAAUUUCCAUAUUGCUCCAUAUGGGAGUGUUCAUUCAUCAAGUGUUAAAGAAUUAAAGAUCAAUACUGUAAAAUACUGGCUUCAGUACUGUAAAAUAACCAAUGGAUUGCAUAAGUCCCAUGCAGAAUAAGAGAAGACACAGUGGAGAGCUGGAGCAGGGGCACAACCAGUCGAAAAGGCUGUGUAAUGGUCUGGGAGGUUGUGGCCGGGUUGAAUACGGUGCGGUGAUGGAAACCCAGAUGGACACGUGGGAUGCCCAAAAUCACAGCCCUCAAAAUGGACACAGCGCCAGCGUCCCCGGCAUGGUGUUACCCACCCCAGGACGCGGAGCAGGACAGUAUUGCCCCAGGUGUAUGGCAGGUGAACCUGGCCAUAUAAACCACAUCAAGAGAUAUUGAUCAGCAUUGCCGAUGACUCCUGGAGAAAAUGAAUCGACUGAAUAAACGGCCGAUGCAGAGAAGCAAUCUGCAGUUUAUCCGUACCGUGUGGGUUUUUUCCCGCAUGCUUUGUGCCUUCCAUGCAUUUUCCAACUGGCCUCACCUAACUACAGUAGUACCUAUUAUUGUUUCGUAGCAGUGAGGUUUACUUUACCAAGAACACUCCGGUGGUAAAAAAAAAGAAAAGGCCAUGAAUGAUGGUUUAGAUCACACUUUUAGUGAAGUGUUUUGAGAUUUUUGCACUGUCCAUUUUUCAGUGUUGCAUGGUCUUGAUUUUCAAGAAGGAAUUACUGCUGUAAAUGCAAUGUUAGCAAACUCUGUGAAACUAUAUGCACAAAUAAUCUCUUUUAUACUAUAUUUCUAAAAAAUGUAAUUAUUAAAUCACUUUCAGGAUUAAAUGUCAUUUCACAUGUAGAUUUUAUUUUUAAGAAUGUUUGUGGUUUCACAUUUCAGUUGCAUUCAGUUUGGUAGUUAAAUGUCCAGAAAUCUAUGUCAGGUUCAUUUUAGUAGAUAUAUUGUCACUGUGUUGUUCUUAUCCCAAAUAGAUUUGUCUUUUGUUUUGUUUUCCUUUGUAGAAGACAUUUCAGUGUAUUCACUGAUUUUAACCUAUUUUGUAUCCUUUAUAAACCAAUCCAGAAUAUUUUGCAUAAAAUCUAAUUUGAUUAAA